This is a messenger RNA of Helianthus annuus (common sunflower), 1216 nucleotides long. RefSeq names its product aquaporin PIP2-7. The record is from RefSeq and is a predicted model, not a curated record. Bases 85 to 924 code for a protein of 279 amino acids. The transcript is spliced from 4 exons. Gene Ontology annotation, cellular component: plasma membrane. Gene Ontology annotation, molecular function: water channel activity. Gene Ontology annotation, biological process: transmembrane transport. Lineage: Eukaryota; Viridiplantae; Streptophyta; Magnoliopsida; Asterales; Asteraceae.
CCUUUACAAAACACACACAAAAACCUCAUAAUAAAAACCUGAGUUGUAGACAGAGAAACAGAAGACCACAUUUUCUCUACAGAAAUGUCGAAAGAAGUAAGCGAAAUCGGAGAAACAGCAAGGCGAGACUAUGUCGACCCACCACCGGCACCCCUCCUUGACAUGGCGGAGCUGAAGCUCUGGUCCUUUUACCGAGCCCUCAUAGCAGAGUUUGUCGCCACCCUACUCUUCCUCUACGUCACCGUCGCCACUGUCAUCGGCUACAAGAAAGAAACCGACCCAUGCGGCGGCGUUGGCAUCCUCGGCAUCGCUUGGGCCUUCGGCGGCAUGAUCUUCAUCCUCGUUUACUGCACCGCCGGUAUUUCCGGUGGUCAUAUUAACCCUGCGGUUACUUUUGGGUUAUUUUUGGCACGGAAGGUGUCUUUGAUACGGGCACUUGGCUACAUGGUAGCACAAAGUUUGGGUGCAAUAUGUGGUGUGGGUCUGGUGAAGUUGUUCAUGAAGAGCUACUACAACUCCUUAGGUGGUGGUGCAAACUCGGUUGCACCAGGGUACAACAAUGGUACGGCACUUGGUGCUGAGAUCAUUGGUACGUUUGUGCUUGUCUACACCGUCUUCUCUGCUACUGACCCCAAGAGAAGUGCACGUGACUCUCAUGUUCCUGUUUUGGCUCCACUACCAAUUGGGUUUGCGGUGUUCAUGGUGCAUUUGGCUACCAUACCCAUUACUGGAACCGGUAUCAACCCGGCCCGAAGCUUUGGUGCUGCUGUGAUUUACAACAAUGAAAAAAUUUGGGAUGACCAUUGGAUCUUUUGGGUUGGACCAUUUGUGGGAGCUUUAGCAGCAGCAGCAUACCAUCAGUAUAUCUUGAGGGCUGCAGCCAUCAAGGCCUUGGGUUCUUUCAGGAGCAACCCUACAAACUAAAAAAAGGAGGGGCAUAUGUGUCUUUUCUCCAGGAUUAAUUAUUUCUUUAUUUUUCCACUUUAGUUAUUAUGUUUGUGAAUUAUUUGGAUGUGGUUUGAACUUUUAUUGUUUCAGAUUUGGUUGUGUAUUUAUCUGGUCUUGAUUCUUGAUUAGUGAAAUGGUGGGGUUGUUUAUGUUAAUAUGUUUUUCCUUGUUUUCUUAUUUUUUGUUUAUGUUAAUAUUGCAUGAAGAUGUUAAACUCCAUUAGGGGUAUUCUUUGUAUUAAUUUUCUAAUAAACUUUGUUUAUAUCAA